GUCGAGGGGCGGGGACAGCUCUAUCCUCCGCCCGCAGAGGUCCAGGUUUUCAAGGUGGUUUCCGGCUCGGGGACACACAGCUAGGUUCAUGGACUGUAAUAGGAACUGUGCGGGGAGUCGGGAUGCGGUGAGGAGGCCCAAGAAACUGUUGGGACGUCGGGGACAGGGGCGGAGCUGGUGCCCAGAGAGCCAGGCGCUGAGCCGGGCCCCGCCCCCCUUGGCGAAGUGCGCAUGCUCUGAAUAGGGUCGCGAGAAGGCCAGCGGCCUGAGGAGAGAGGGGGUAGGGCAGGAAACGGUGAAGAAGAGAAGCGGAAGCGGAACUACGUGAUUGGACGUCCGCCCCUAGUUCGCGUGCCGCGCUUCUGCGCACGCGCAGCCCCCGAUCUUGCGCGGCUCUCGCGCCGGCCUCGCGCUCUCUGUGGUUCGGCCUCCGUCGCGUCCCGCGGCCAGCCAUGGCCGGCAUCCUGUUCGAGGACAUUUUCGACGUGAAGGACAUCGACCCCGAGGGCAAGAAGUUUGACCGAGUGUCCCGCUUGCACUGUGAGAGCGAAUCCUUCAAGAUGGACCUCAUUUUAGAUGUUAACAUCCAGAUCUAUCCUGUGGACUUGGGGGACAAAUUCCGAUUGGUGAUAGCUAGCACCUUGUAUGAAGAUGGGACCCUGGACGAUGGGGAAUAUAAUCCCACAGAUGACCGGCCAUCCAGGGCUGACCAGUUUGAGUAUGUGAUGUAUGGAAAGGUGUACAGAAUCGAGGGGGACGAGACCUCCACGGAAGCAGCCACUCGUCUCUCUGCCUAUGUGUCUUACGGGGGGCUGCUCAUGAGACUCCAGGGAGAUGCCAACAACUUGCACGGCUUUGAAGUGGACUCCCGAGUUUAUCUCCUGAUGAAGAAGCUGGCUUUCUGAGCUGCCCAGGGAGCCUUUGCCAUCCCCGCCUUUCCUGUCUGGUGGGGCCUGGUCUGGGCAUCCCUGCCCCCUGAACUCUGCUCCAGUGUGAGGAGUGCUGGCUGAGGAAGGGCCCCUUUCUCCUGAGUAAUCCGUUCUUCACCCGAUGGACUUGAGAUCUUUUCGGCUGGUCUGAACUAAGUGGAAAAGUGGCUGUUGGUCCCCACUUGGGACCUCAUAGGAUGAGCUCAGGUUGAGCUUUCAGAUACUUUGUUUGAUGGUUCAAUUAAACUGUGCUUUUUUGUAUCCA
Trichosurus vulpecula (common brushtail) is the source of this 1194-nucleotide messenger RNA. RefSeq names its product RNA polymerase II, I and III subunit H (gene POLR2H). Bases 453 to 905 code for a protein of 150 amino acids. The transcript is spliced from 5 exons. Gene Ontology annotation, biological process: DNA-templated transcription. NCBI's taxonomy places the organism in Eukaryota, Metazoa, Chordata, Mammalia, Diprotodontia, Phalangeridae. The record is from RefSeq and is a predicted model, not a curated record. Gene Ontology annotation, molecular function: DNA-directed RNA polymerase activity. Gene Ontology annotation, cellular component: RNA polymerase III complex; RNA polymerase II, core complex; RNA polymerase I complex.